AUGUCGCCUGCAGAUUCGCCCAACGCGUCCCCCGAUGCCGUGAAACGUUCCCGCUAUACCCUUCGACAGCUCCAUCUACUUCGCCAGGGCUCGACAGCCACGCCGCUCCGCGCGAUAGCUCACAUCGACCUUGAUGCAUUCUAUGCGCAAUGCGAGAUGGUUCGUCUGGGGACGGACCGCGAUACUCCACUCGCAGUUCGCCAGUGGGACUCUUUGAUCGCUGUCAAUUAUGCUGCUCGACCGUAUGGCAUCACUCGCAUGGUGACAACUGCUGAGGCCCGCAAAUUGUGCCCGAAUAUCGUCUUGCAACAUGUCGCGACAUUUCGUGAGGGUGAAGGUGGUCGAUGGGCUUACCGUGAUGACUCCUUCAAGAAUAUCCGAACCGACAAAGUCUCACUGGAUCCGUAUCGCGCAGAAUCUCGAAAGAUUCUCAAGACGAUGAAGGACGAGUUAGAGCGAUGGUCUGCCGACAGUGUGGAUGAGGAAGUAAUAUCACUGACACAGGGUCUAUCCGCCUCCCUGGAGAAAGCAAGCAUCGAUGAAGUGUUCAUUGAUAUGUCGCCCUUGAUUUACCGCGUCUUGCUACAAAAGUACCCUGAGCUACGACAAAAAUCGCAAGACGAUAAUCGAGACGCCGACCUUCCGCCACCUCCAACAACAGCUAUUCCAUGGCAUACUGGAGAUUCUCUCAUCGAGCUGGAUAAACAUGAGAGGGAAGAGGAUGAUCCAGAUUGGGAUGAUGUCGUGAUGCAAAUUGCGGCCGAGAUCGUUCGAUCGGUGCGCACUGCCGUAUGGAACCAGUUGCAUUAUACCUGCUCCGCUGGUGUCGCGCGAAAUAAGAUGCUUGCCAAGCUUGGCAGUGCCUGUAAUAAACCAAAUGCACAAACAAUUGUACGAAAUCGUGCUAUUCAGUUCUUCUUGAACGGCUACAAAUUCACACAGAUUCGGAUGCUUGGUGGCAAAUUGGGCGAGCAAAUCACCUCGGAUUUCGGUACUGAGCAAGUGAGCGAACUGCUUAGCAUUCCCUAUGAGCAAUUACGCGCAAAACUUGAUGACCACACGGCCAACUGGCUCUACGGAGUCAUUCGUGGCGAGGAUCGGAGUGAAGUCAAUCCUCGAACACAAAUCAAGUCCAUGUUAUCGGCCAAGUCUUUUCGUCCAAGUAUCAACUCCGUUGAACAGGCAGAAAAAUGGCUGCAUAUUUUUGCAGCGGAUAUCUAUGGCAGAUUAGUGGAGGAUGGCGUGCUUGAAAAUAGACGCCGUCCCCGGGUCAUUACUUUGCAUCACCGGGUCGCGCAAUCUCGAUCUCGCCAAAUUCCAAUCCCGGGGUCGAGUAAGAUUGACGAAGACUUGCUUUUUGAUCUUGCGAAGAACUUGCUUCGACAAGUCGUUGCAGAAGGACAAGCGUGGCCUUGUUCGAACCUAUCCUUAAGUGUGAGCAGCUUCGAGGAUGGCGUGAGCAAGAAUAAAGCAAUCGAAGGGUUUCUGUCCUCCCGGCAGAGAAAAAAAAGGAGGAUCGACGAUGGCGGGAUCAAACGCUUUUUUACUCACUCCCCCUUCCCGGAUGAUUCGAAUUCGGCACCUGCCGGCAACGAGAGUCCUCCGCCAGCAGAUCAGGACUCAUCCAAUACACCUUUAGGCGAUUUUGAGCCUACAUUACUGCAAAAUACCUGUGAUCGUUGUUCGAAAGUUAUACCAGAGUAUGAACGGGAAGAACAUGACGACUGGCAUUUCGCGAAAGAUCUGGAGCUUCAAGACCGACAGGAAGCGAUGUCUGCACAACAGCAGUCACAGCAACAAACCCCCCCCAAAUAG
Penicillium cosmopolitanum is the source of this 1815-nucleotide messenger RNA. RefSeq names its product DNA-directed DNA polymerase eta. Gene Ontology annotation, cellular component: site of double-strand break; replication fork; nucleus. The coding region runs from base 1 to 1815 and encodes 604 amino acids. Gene Ontology annotation, biological process: response to radiation; error-prone translesion synthesis. Gene Ontology annotation, molecular function: DNA-directed DNA polymerase activity; damaged DNA binding. The transcript is spliced from 2 exons. Lineage: Eukaryota; Fungi; Ascomycota; Eurotiomycetes; Eurotiales; Aspergillaceae. The record is from RefSeq and is a predicted model, not a curated record.